AUGGAUCGCAAUGAAAUUUGCUGGAAAGCGAAUACAUCGUUCUUCAAGAAAAUCCAGGGACAAGUUGAGCUCGUAGCGGGAACCAUCGCCCCCGGACCGAAGCAGGACGAAUUUUUCGACUGGGUCGAGCGCGGAACUCACGCGAUCCUGUACGAGCGCAACUUCCAGGACGCCACACUGGCCAGACGCUUCGCCGAGCGCGGUCGCUGCAGGUUCAGGCGAGCGCGACAAAGCCUCAACCUGCAGCCGUUGGCCAUGAUAUUGUGGAAAGGCUUGAAACCCGAGCUGAAGAAGACCAUAACAACUGUGACAAGGAGAGCUUCUGAGAUGGCACUGCCGGAGCGACCGAUGCAACCUUUCAUCUUCAAUUCAUCCAGGUGCUACGCAGAAGAUCCUGACGACGCUGCUGCUUACCGCAUCGAAGACCUACAAGGCGCGUUCGUUUCACUAGUGCUUGGUCUAUCCCUUUCCUUGGCUGGUUUCAUGACCGAGAUCUUCUUGAAGAAAACUCAGUCUAUUGAUCAGACUUCCAGAGCGGGUGAUCAAGGAGGUCCUAAGGUUGGCAAUCACUUUGACGCUUCGUAAUCUUUUGCAUCAUUGUCGGUUCACGCAGCGAGAGACGACAGAAAUGGUAUUGGUUACUUGCUUAAUGCCGUGCGAUUUCUAUUCAACCAUUAAUAUGACCAAUAUUAUUUACGCGAUCAUUAGUUUUGUGAUCUACAGGUCCCCAUUAUAGACCUUGAUUCAAUCGUGAAAACCACAA
Messenger RNA from Rhipicephalus sanguineus (brown dog tick), 763 nucleotides. RefSeq lists its product as uncharacterized. The coding region runs from base 1 to 585 and encodes 194 amino acids. Lineage: Eukaryota; Metazoa; Arthropoda; Arachnida; Ixodida; Ixodidae. The transcript has 3 exons. The record is from RefSeq and is a predicted model, not a curated record.